This is a messenger RNA of Ipomoea nil (Japanese morning glory), 1447 nucleotides long. Its product is annotated as protein FANTASTIC FOUR 3. The coding region runs from base 218 to 1240 and encodes 340 amino acids. Lineage: Eukaryota; Viridiplantae; Streptophyta; Magnoliopsida; Solanales; Convolvulaceae. The transcript has a single exon. The record is from RefSeq and is a predicted model, not a curated record.
AUUCCCCCCCACUCCUUCACUCAUCCUUCAUCCAACAAUUCCAUAUAUCCUAAUCUCUUCGCUCUUCUUCUUCUCCAUCUUCUUCUUCUUCUAUCUUCUUGUGCUGAUUGAUUGAAAGUUUCUGUUACUUAUCCAUUUACAAACCUUAAUUCCGUCGAACUUCUAGAUCAUAUUUUUAUAUAUUAUAUAUUCUUAGAAUAUUUUGUCCACUUCCACCAUGUCAACCAUAGUAUAUCAUCAACAAGGCAAUCUUCAGUCGUGUUUCGAGCCUCAAAUCUUCGAGAUGACGGCCACCCUAAAGCUGAAGGUGCCGCCGCCGCCGCCGUGCCACCAGGAGGUUAAAGACCUGGGCGGUUGGAGUAUGCUGCAGAGCCUCUCCGGCAUUAAUAUUUCCAAAGACGCGGCGGGGGAGAAGGAAGCCGCCGUGUACGUUCACCCCCUUUUGCGGCGGCCGUCGUCGUCGCGGCUGAGCGAGAAGAGCUUGGCGCUGUGCACGGAGGCGCUGGGGAGCGAGACGGGGACCGACAUGACGACGACGGAGAGCAGCAUUUUCUCGUCGGCGCUUUCUUCCCCUGAGCCGACGAGCCGCCGGCGGGAGGAAUCGCUGCCUCCCUUGUUUCCGUCAUCGCAGCAACAUAUCGAGUCACGAAACGUUACCUCCGGCGCCGGCGCCGGCGCCGCAUACAGGCCGAUGAAUAAUAACGGCACCAGAAAUUCAAGAAAUAAUAAUUUCCCACCUCCCCUGACAACGAUAAGCGGCGGCGCGAAUUCUCUACGCGUCUGCAGGCCCCACCGCGAAGAUGGCAGGUUGAUAAUCACGGCGGUGGAGACCCCAUCAAAGCGCACUUAUCUCCAAGCCGACCGGAGCAAUGGCCGCCUUAGGCUAUCCUUUUUCAACGCCGCCGACCUCGCUGAUCAUCACCAAAGCUUUGAUCCUCAAAUCACCACGAGCGAGGAAAGCGACGGCGAGGAAUUCAAAGAGGAAAGCGACGAGCUUGAGGGCGACAUUAACGGCGAAGAUGAAGUUGCAGAAGUCCAAGAGGUUGAAGAAGAUGAGGAAGAAGAAGAAGAAGAAAGUGACGUGUACAUGGCAAGGGACAUGGAUGGGAAUACGUCGAAUGUUGAGGUGGAAAUGGGAAUUACGCAAUGUCUGCUAGGCAGGUGCAAGGAAACUGGUGGACAUAGCAACAAGGGAUUGAGUCAAUGGGGGGAGCCUAAGACUUUGUGGGUGUCUACUUGAAAAACCAAAAAAAAAAAAGAAAAAAAAAGUUUUUUUUUUUUUUUAAAAAAAAUUAAUUUGAAUUUCUUUUUCUCCAAUUUUAGUUCCACAAUUCCUCUAUUUUACCAUCUUUUAAUUAAUUUCCUUCUCUAUUAUCCUUUUUUUUUUUCAUCUUCAAUACAACAUAUAUAUACCCCCAUGCAUUCAUGGAGGUGUGUAUAUAUUGUG